Molecule: messenger RNA, 3385 nt
Organism: Epinephelus moara (kelp grouper)
Lineage: Eukaryota; Metazoa; Chordata; Actinopteri; Perciformes; Serranidae
Exons: 15
Coding region: 154-2859 (901 amino acids)
Biological process (GO): proteolysis; regulation of apoptotic process
Molecular function (GO): ubiquitin-protein transferase activity; cysteine-type endopeptidase activity
Source: RefSeq, a predicted model, not a curated record
CGGCUCCCGUCGUUCACUUCAAAGAGCCGGCUCUAUGUGCCGUUUCGUUCGUGACCGACACAUCACUAGAACCCGUCCCUGCAUACAGGCUGCCGCUGGAAGCUGUUUUCCUGAGUAAUUUUUUUCAGACUUCGGUUUAAACAGAUUUGGGAAAUGGCAGAUGAGCUCGCCAGAGUGAGGAGAAAAUUUGUGGACAAAGUGUCCAAAGUACUGAUUAAGCAGCUCCUGGACGACCUUUUAGACGAUGGCGUCUUGAAUGAUGGCCAGAAAGACUCAAUAGUUGAGGAGUACAGCACCACAGCAGACAAGGCACGCGUUCUCAUCGACACAGUGAAGAAGAAAGGAGACGAAGCCAGCAGGAAGCUGAUUGCUCACAUUCACAGCAGAGAUUCAACACUGUACUCUGAGCUGGGCCUGUCCUGUGUUCAACCUGCUCAGCCCGCUGCAGUGCGACUGAGUGAGCAGGAAUGGUCGAUCACCCUCAACCCUGCCACUGAGUCAUUCUGGAUGGACAAAGUGAAAGAUAACAAUGUUUACCCUGUGGACAAAAAAUCCAUUAAGAACCGUGUGGCCCUGCUGAUCACUAAUAUAAAGUUUACUGAUGAGAAGUUGAACAGAAAUGGAGCUGACAAGGACGAGGAGAACAUGGAGAAACUGCUCACGGCUUUGAAAUAUGAGGUGGUGAAAUACACAAACCUCACAGGAAAGGCGAUUGAUGAUGCUAUACUUAAGUUCUCUAAACAUCCGAAACUCAAAGAGACAGAUAGUGUGAUAGUGGUCAUCAUGUCUCAUGGGAAACUGGGAAAAGUCCUCGGUGUCGACUGGAAAAAGGGUGAUGAGAAACCAGAUGAGUUCCUCAUCGACAACAUUUACAAACACUUGGGAUCAGAGAAAUGUCCAGCGCUGCUGGACAAACCCAAGAUCAUCAUCAUCCAGGCGUGCAGAGGAGAGGAGGAAGGAUCAGCAUUUGUUAGAGAUGUGGUCAGUGAUGAUGCGUCACAGUCAAAUCUGCCCCCGCCUGCUGAUGAAGACAACUUAGAGGCUGAUACGGUGAAAUGUGUUCACAAAGAAAAAGACUUCACUGCUCUUCUUUCCUGCACUCCUGAUACUGUCUCAUAUAGACAAAGAGAUCUGGGGUCUUUUCUCAUCCAGUAUAUUGUUGAGGUAUUUAACACCUUCGCGCAUAAGGAUGACAUUGAGGAACUCUUCAGAAGAGUCAUGCAACGCUUUGAAAAGUUCUCCCCUCGAACUAAAAGACAGAUGCCGACCAAAGACAGAUGCACUCUGAUAAAGCGCUUCUACUUCUUCCCACUUGACAAUAAGCCUCCGCUGUCUGUGCCCUCCACCCUGCCACUGCUGUAUGUGCCCUCCACCCAGCCUCCGCUGUCUGUGCCCUCCACCCUGCCACUGCUGUCUGUGCCCUCCACCCUGCCACUGCUGUCUGUGCCCUCCACCCAGCCUCCGCUGUCUGUGCCCUCCACCCAGCCACCACUCUCUGUGCCCUCCACCCAGCCACCACUCUCUGUGCCCUCCACCCAGCCACCACUCUCUGUGCCCUCCACCCAGCCACCACUCAACCUGUUCUCAUACACAACAGAAAUCCAAAUUCUUGAAGAUGGACCACUCACUCCUUCAUCUGCCCAGGAUCUAGACAUUAUUGUUGAUGAACAAGAGGAGCCAGUUUCACAAAGUCUGUCACAUGUAUCACAACAUCAACUGGGAGAACCUGUGGAUGAGACUGAUCUUCAGAACAUACAGAAAAAACUGGUCAGCAAAGUUGAUGAAAGCUUCUGUCCAACCAGCAACCAAAUAAAUGUAUGCAGGAAUAAUGUCUUGCUGUGUAGCCUGCGAGCAUUCAAACGUAGGAACUUCAACCCUGAAGCAAAAUUGAACGUUGUGUUUGUGGAUGAAGAUGGCAAUGGUGAAGGGGCAGUUGACGAAGGUGGGCCAACAAGAGAGUACCUAAGGCUGCUGAUGAGGGCCAUCCACCAGUCAAACAUCUUUGAGGGCCACGAGAAAGAUCGGCAGUUAUCUCUUGAUACUCAAGCUUUACAGACUAAUCUAUACACAUGGGUGGCAAAAAUGAUAGCUGUGUGUGUCGUUCAUGGAGGAGUUGGACCACAUUUCUUCUCUGAAAGGCUUUUCCAGCAGAUCUGUGGGAUACCAACAUCCCUCGCCAAUGUAGAUGAAGUUUGUGACCAUACCUUCAGGCAACAGUUAAUCAAAAUACAGGAAGCGACAACGGUCCAAGAGGCAAACAGUGCCAUUGCAGAGGCAGCAGACAGUCUCAGCAUUAUAGGUGCCUUGAGACAUGUCUCCAACCUGAAAGAGAAGGACUCCCUUGUCCAGUCUGCUGCAGACUUUUUUGUCGAUGGAAGGAUGCAGACUGCCCUGGACCAGUUUGUCGAGGGGUUUAGAACCCUAGGAUUACUGGAGGAGCUUAGAGAGAAUCCAGCAGUGUUCCGCAGCAUGUUCGUCAGUGAGGAGAGGCCACUGCAGGCGAAGGACCUCUUCUCUCUAUUUGGAGUUGACUACUCUGUGCAGGGCAGCAACAAAAGAGCCAAAGAAAACAGCACAAUAUGCUAUUGGCGUGACUGGCUCAUUGAUAUCGAAGAAGGAGAAUGCAGUCCAAUCACACUUGAGAAGGUACUGGAGUUUACCUCUGGAGCCUCAACAGUGCCUCCACUCGGAUUUCCACACCGUCCACAAAUUCACUUCAUCCACGAAGCCAACAGAGUGUUUCCAGAGGCCAACACCUGCCUCAUAAUCCUCCGCUUGCCCAUACAUAGUGAUUAUGAGGACUUCAGGAAAUACAUGGAGGAGGGCAUUCUGCAGGCCCCUACUUUUGGUGUUGCGUGAACAGUCUCUGAAAGCAAUAGUUCACCUACAACAUGUGUCUAUGCAUUUAUGUUGUUCUUGCUACUGUUCCACUGUCACAUGUGACACAAAGAACUUAAUACUGGAAUACUGUUCCACCAAAUAAACUGUUGCUGUGCAGAGUUUUGCAAUGUUUGUCAAAGUUUUAACUAUGAUUUCAAACAGGCAUUUUAUAAUGUUUACAAAAUUUACCAUGUUUACAUUCGGUACAACUCGUUGAGAGUUAAAUUAAGUGUAGAACUGAACCGAAAUAAAUGGAUUGUUUCAACCUAAACCAGGGGUGUCAAAGUCAUUUUCACUGAAGGCCAAUCAGUAUUAUGGUUGCCCUCAAAGGGCCAGUUGUAACUGUAAGAUGGUAUAAAUGUAACUACUCCUUAACAUAUUUUAAAUAACUGUCUCUGUAUUUGAUUAUUUAUUCAAUAUAUGAUUUACAAAAAUAGUAUAUGUAUUUGCAUAGAUGUAAAAAUAUAUGUAAGUGCAUUGCUUUUUGACUCACAGGCCAAGUUGA